Molecule: messenger RNA, 1603 nt
Organism: Desarmillaria tabescens
Lineage: Eukaryota; Fungi; Basidiomycota; Agaricomycetes; Agaricales; Physalacriaceae
Exons: 3
Coding region: 297-1445 (382 amino acids)
Source: RefSeq, a predicted model, not a curated record
AGACGGCUUACAUGUUUGAAGGACCGUAUCAUGCAUCGAUGACUAUCCUUGGAUUCAAACAGAAGCCUUGCAACCUUUGGCGCGACCAUUAUUGUUAUUAUUUUACUGUAGGUUUCUAAUGAAAACAAGGACAAAAGGUACAAUAACGCGUUAUUGCCAAUUGGCUUUUUAACGUUUCAAAAACACGUGCAGUGGCCCUUUGUUCUCUUGUACUAUUUAAAUACUUAUUGAAGGCUUGCAUUGCUCCUUCUUACAGUGACCACAACGCCUAUCGACUGAAUCCGCCCUCUACUCCCAUGUCUUCUACCACUACCAUCCAAAGCAGCUUUCCUACCGAACUCGUCGAGGAAAUCCUUGACCACGUUGAUCGUCUUCCCGUCAAAGACAUCCAAAGUCUUCUUAGCCACUCGUCAGCGGGAUUCAAAGGUGGGCGUGUCGCCACUCUAGCGUCCUGCUCAUUGGUCUCCCGAGCCUGGCUCCCACGCAGUCGAUUUCAUCUCUUCAAAUCCAUCAAUGUUACGCCCGAAAACUACGCGUCUUUCUUUGCGCUUAUCGCCACUCCAGGCUGCACCUUCUUGCAUUCCGUCCAUGAACUGUUCCUCUCCGACGAAUACAGAGAUGGAACUAUAUACAGCGGAUGCACAGACCCGGAGGGUGAUGACUAUUGGCUGCAUAAAGUUCUACCCGACCUCGCUUUCUCCAUGUUCGCGAACAUCGAGCGGCUGAUGAUCCAUGCUGCUAGGUUUGACUAUAUGUCGGAGGAGGGCUUUGCGCAGAUGCUCAUCCACCUAUCCGGCCCCACCACUAUCACGCACCUGGCUCUCAGAUACUACGUGUUCCCUACACAGAAUCACUUGAUCCAGGCGUUGUCGGUUAAAUCGUUGGAAUCCGUUUACCUGAUGUGCCCCACCCUCAGAAUAAUCCCGGAGCGGGAAGACCUGACUCGAUCCCCAAUCCCUGCACUCUCCCCGUCAUUGUCGUCGUUGAUGAUCAACAUUGACAGUGCUAUGAAUAUCGUUUGGAUGGCCAGACUUAUAUCCAUAACGGGCGCGUCGCUCAAGCAUUUGAGCAUAGCCUUAUGGGCCAGGAUGGUCACGUGGGACAAGUGUAUGGACGAGUUCUACGACGCCCUCAAUUUUGACUGCCACCCAAACCUCGAGACUAUUGCACAGAUCAUUUUAACCCUCUCCGACACCCGUUCGGGUUUAGAAGAUCCGGAAGAUCUGGAUUCCGUCGAUUGGGCAUCGAUAAGCGAGGUUUUGAGCGAGAAAAACUAUUCGGAUCUGGAGAGUAUUUCUGUGCUCAGAGUGGAUUAUCAUCUGUUGGACAAGGCGAUGCGUAUCAUCGCGAAUAGGAUGAAAGGAUCGCUGGUCAAAAAUCCGUCAUUAGGUGUCGAGGUUUGGUACCACAGGGAGGCAGUUACGUUCCCGCUUUUUGGAUGGUAGUCAAUUCUAAAUACAUAUUUUUCUAUGGGCCACGCCAUCCACAUCAUUACCACAUGAGCGUGUGGAGACCAGUCGGCAUUCUCUUUCGCCUUCUCCUUGUCAACGCCUUGAACGUUCCUUGCACUAAUAUCCGACGUGUCCCCUUCCCAAGGAUGCCA